Pectinophora gossypiella (pink bollworm) is the source of this 4287-nucleotide messenger RNA. RefSeq names its product cuticlin-4 (gene pio). The transcript is spliced from 10 exons. The coding region runs from base 416 to 1654 and encodes 412 amino acids. The record is from RefSeq and is a predicted model, not a curated record. Lineage: Eukaryota; Metazoa; Arthropoda; Insecta; Lepidoptera; Gelechiidae.
AGCACAAACGCAACAGGCCAGUCUGCGACGCGACGGCGCACGCGCCGCCAUGAUACACGCAACGAAACAAAUCGACAACGAACACAAACAUUAAAACGACUGGCCAAAAACUACGAUUUCACGGCAAAAAAUUAUAACAAGUAAAUUAUAAAUUAAAAACAGUGCGUUCUAAUUUUGUACAUUUUAAAAAAGUGGUUUUUAAAAUUCGAAUUUCAAAAAGCAUUAUGGCUGUACCGUCCAACAGUCCAAGGAUGUGAACUUUUUUAAUUUUGUUGUGCGGCAAAGGAAUGUGGUUUUAAUGUGCCAGCGCAAAAGGACCAGUGUUGUGUAUUUUUUUUAGUUUUUUUUUAAUGUGUGUGGUGUCACCUCGAGUCAGUAGGAUUUUAUAUUAAGGAUUUAUUUAAAAGACUGAACCAUGUGGAGGAUACUAGCUAUGGCGGCGGUGUUGUCCGCUGUUUAUACCAAACAGAUACCUCCUAGCACAGAACUAUCUACAACACUAGCCCAGUCGUCAGUGGAAGCGGACACGACGCCGUGGCCGGGUGCGCUGGCGCCGCUCGACACGCUCACCGUCGCGUGUGAGCGAGACAACAUGCACAUCACCAUCUCUCUCGCAAACCAACAUGAGAAUAGUGUGUACGAGAUGUUCAACGGGAUAGUGUACCCGGCGGGGCUGGGCAGCAACUCCUCGUGCCUCAGAGAGUACGUGUCAGCGCGCGGGGACCUGCAGUACACGUUGCCCCUUAGAGGGUGCAAUACCAUGUCCACUGACAAUGAUGAUGGCACAGUGGAGUUCCACAACAACCUAAUAGUGCAGCCUCACCUCAAGCUGGUGACGGGGCAGGGUCGCGGGUACCAGGUUCGAUGCCGGUACCGCCGCCGCGACCUCAGCAACUACCACGUGUACCCCCGCGCCGACCGCCUCACCGACCCUCGACACGCGCUCAGUGACGAGUAUGACGAGGAGUCAGGGUUGCUGCCAUCUGUCACAAUGAAGAUUUACAAGGGAGACCCCGAAGAUAAUGAGGUGGCAUCAAACGUAAGGAUAGGCGACACCCUGACCCUGGUGGUAUCAUUAGAGAAGCAGCAGCAGUACGGUCUACUGGUGUCCGAGUGCGCUGUUCGCGACGGAUUGGGGUGGGCAGAGCAGAGUCUUAUCGCUGAUGAUGGCUGCCCGUUAGACGGCGAGAUAAUGGGCAUGUUCCACUACACCGGCGACAAGCAGUCGGCCCGGGUUGCGUUCCCGGCGCACAAGUUCCCUUACACCGCCAGUGUGUACUACACCUGCGAGGUCAAGCUGUGUGAUCUGAACCAUCGCACUGAUUGCGAGCCGUGCACCCAUAAGAAGCGCGUGCGCAGACAGUCGGACGAGGGCUCGCCCGCGAAGGUGGAGGUGUUUUCUGGUCUGUACGUGAAUGAGGCAGACUCUCCAGACAACGAUGACGUCAUUACUGAGAAGAAAGAAGACGAAAUCUGCAUCUCGCAACGUAACUUCGCCAUAGGAAUUUGCAUCGCAGGAGUGAUACUAAUGAUCUGUGUCAUUGCCGCCAUUGCUUGCAUCCUAGCGCGCAGGCGCGGGAAGACAUACUCGCGAACUGGCAGUUCUUUAUACAGCGGACCUUACACCAACACCGGGUACUCGCAUACUAGUUAAAUACUAGCCUGUUUUAGCUGCUACUUUAAAACGAAAAAGUAAGAUGUUGCUAGUUGAUGAAAGCUGGUUGUCAAAAUGUUAAAGUCCAUUAUGGCAACACUUAAUUUGAAAAUGGCGGCAAUUAUCCAGGCCAUAAACCUUAUAAAAAAAUGGCGGUAAUUAAUGUACAAUGUACUAUUUGUAUUUUUGGCGCCAUUUUCAAUAAUAUUUUUUAAAAUUAUUGGCAGUAUUGGCAGUUUGGACUAUCAGCUUUUAAUAACCAGUUUUGUUCUGUGAGCUAGCUUUUUAUCAAUUCGGUCAUCCUAAUACUUUUAUCCUUACACUUUUAUCAAAGGUAAAAGUGUAUGGAUAAAAUUAAAUGACAUUGCGGAACAUUAAAACUUAUAAAAAAAAAGAUAAGAGUGCUUUUUUUGAAAGUCAAAGUUUAAGCAAUAAGCAUAUUUCCAAACUUGUUUUUUUUCGAAGUUUCUAUUUUAUUAUUUAUGGCCAAAUUAGGUUACAUUCAUAAGUAUAUUUAAAGCUACGGCCAUAUUCAGAAUUUUUGUACUUAUUUACUAAAAUAAGUCGACAAAAUUAUGUUUUAAGUACAAUAAUAAUUCAAUAAUAAAACUGUAAUAAAUUCACGUUGUGAUUACAACGAUUGAGUCAAUUUAAUAGUGUUUAGUGAUUUACCAAUAUUUUAAUCAUAGACAUAAACCACGUGGAAAACAUUUGAAAAAUGUAAUAGUAUUUAUACAUUUUUUGUUUUGUGAUAAUUCGUAAUUAUAAUUCCGUCCUUUUUGCAAUGUUUUAAUAGAGCAAGCUCUGCACGGGAGCCGCGCCGCGCGCUAUGCGAAUUAUAUCGAAGGUUUUAAUCAAUACACGCGGCGAAUGCUAUCCACGUAGAUAGGUACAGGUACUGAUCAAAGCCCUCGAUAUAAAUCGAACCGCGCGCGGCGUGGUUGCCGUGUCGCGAGAGCUGAUUCACGUUAGCGCAUCACUUUGUUUAUGGACCAUGCUGGUCCACUGCGGGUUGGAAUGGGUUGGACAUGAGUUAAUUUACAAAAGUUCAAUUCUGUAUCCUCUGGACUCUGAGUGGGCAUUGUUUCUAGACAUUGCAUAAUGUCGCCUUAUAGAGCCACGUAAGCGCUUUUUUGAAAAAUCGCAUUUUAAUAAGAUCUUCAUCAACAAAACCUUGUUUUCUAUCAAUUAUUUCCUUUCGGGUGAAAAUUAAGAUCUCAAUUUUUUACCUGGAUUGAAAGUAACUGCUUAUUGCGUAGUUUUUUUUAAAGGCUUAUUUGGUUUUACUUAUGAAUAUUUUAGACUAUACUUAUCUCAAUGAAAAUUAUAAUCAUGAACUUAUUGGAAGGCAUUUUUUUUUUUAAUAUUUGAAUUUAUAUAAAAGUGAUGCGUUAAGAGUGGUUCAAAAUAUACAAUAAUUAGGUAUACUUAGUAAGUAUCUUAUAUAACGAAGGUAGCCUUGCAUUACGUAAUUGUAAAUAAACGACCGACAUAACUAUAUAUUAUAUCUAGUUGGUCUCUCUAUACUAAAAGGGGAAUCUUGUAAAGGCCUUUUGAUCCUGAUAUUCAUCGAUACACUUUUUGAAGCAUCUUAAUGAAAAUAUUGAAAGCAAGACCAAUUUAAUGUUCCUAAUGAAUCAGCAGUGCGAAUUAUUUCGAGUGUUUCGACCAAUAGACACGAACGGUAUCUACGUGGAUAUACGUCGUGAUGCUAUUGGUCAAAGCCCAAAUGUAAUAUAAACUAGGUACUUUUUUGUCCUCAAUAUUAUAUGUGAUUCGUAAAUUCAGUUUUGAAUAGGCCUUUAUGUUUGUAAUAACUUCUAGGUGGCGGGAGCUAUAUACUUCACACGCAAUCUUUUGUCACCACAUUUUAGUUCAGGAUUUUAAUACACAGUUAAGCAACUUUGGGUAUACCUCUGACUACCCCAUUGGGAUAUAGUCGUGAGCUUAUGUUAGUUCGACAAUAGUAGCCAAUCUAGCCUAUAAAAUAGAACACUACCUAAGGCUCUUGCACCGUAAAAAUGGGAGAUACCUAUUUUUUGCGGUCUUGUGCAUAGAUACUCUACACCUUCAAAGUUGUCGCGUCAUUUCUUUCGGUGUCUGCCAAUUCUGCCAUAAAUUCCGAUGAUUUAUACUGCAUUUAUUGAGUGACUUGCCUGCAGUUCCAGUAAAAUGCUGCACGUAUCUCGCGCGAUAAAAUAAAUGAGCCAAUAGAAUUGGAUUGUUUAUCGCAUCGCGCGCGACAUGAUCGUAGCAUGUUGCGGGGGCCGAUUGAUUUUCUUUGGUCUAUCGAAAACUGUGUUUUAAAAUCCGGAACGUCUUUUUUCUUUGUAAUGGAUUUUAAUAUGGAUGCCAUAUUGUUUAAGUUAAUUUUUAAGGUCUUUGCCAGUUAUCCGUCCAACGGUGCUAUUUUAUUUCGCUUAUUUUUAUUAUUUUGCAAUAUUUUCAGCUUUAUUCCUAUGUAACAACGAAUUAUAUCGAUAUGUGUUUCAUAAUUACUCCAUUGUCUAUGGUUUAUUGAAGUAACAUUUUUUUUUUACUAGUUUUUUUAAUACAAUGGGGUUCUGGAACCAUAUCGAGGUAUAAGUGACAGUGUACGAAUUUUUUUAACAAAUAUACUGACAUAAAAAUAA